AUGAUAGAAGAUGCAGAACGAAAUCGUAUUUGUGAAGAAGUCAAGCCUGAAGAUAGGAGCCCUGAAUUUCCUUCACGAAUUAUAAGAGCUAAGGUGCCUCCAGAAAACUUUACGUUCUACGCCAGUAGCUCGUGCGGCAAUUACCCACUCAAGUGCGAAGACGAUGGAAUUAAAUUCAAAAUAACGAAGCCUCCUCGAACCCAUGAAGAAUUUGAACCAUGCAACUUGAUUAACGAUCUGGCGCUUGUUGAACUUGACCAAGACAUUCGAUCCACAUUGGGCUCACCGAUCUGUAUGAUAGAAAAGGAAGAGCAUUUGGCAGAGGAGUUGACAGGAAUUGGAUACGGAAGAGAUCAUUUGUCAACAUACAACAUAACCACGAUAAGCCGCUACAAGCAAGAAUGCAACAAACUCGAAGAAGUGAUAAGGAGGAUUCUACGUCCAAAGUUAGAAAAACACACUCUGGCUCGUCUUCUUCCCAAGUAUACGUGCAUACCCACGUAUUAUCAGCUUGUGAAAACUCACAAGUUGGAAUUUUCCGAAGAAGGAGAAGUCAUGAGCGACAACGAUAUCAAAACGAGACCGAUUGUAUCCUCUUGCGGAGGCCCAACGGACGCGAUUAGCUGGUUCUUACAGCACAUGUUGUCACCACUGCUCAAUCACGUACCUGCGCAUCUCAAGAACGUUGAUCCUUUCUGA
Molecule: messenger RNA, 699 nt
Organism: Ostertagia ostertagi
Lineage: Eukaryota; Metazoa; Nematoda; Chromadorea; Rhabditida; Trichostrongylidae
Source: the annotation of a GenBank genome assembly